AUGGGGAAAGCAAGCAAAUGGAUCAGAAAUUUCUUGAUGGGGAAGAGAGAGGAGAAGGACAAGAAAUUUGCAGAUGCUUUAGUUUCUACACAAAGUGUAGGGACACCAAUGGAGAUUCUUCCAUCAACUCCUAAAGUUAAAAGGAGGUGGAGUUUUAAAAGAUCAAGCAGUACAAAACCCAUUACACACAAAAACAACAGGUCUUUCGACUCGAUCAUGAAUCCCAAGUUAGAGUUACUAGCAUAUGAGAAUGAAGAAGAUCAUGCCAAAAGAGUUGUGAUGGCAAGAAAUGAAUCAAGAAAUAUGGGAAUGACCAUACAAGCAAAUAUUGCGGCUACCAGAGUUCAAGCUGUCUUUCGUGCUUAUUUGGCAAGGAAGGCGUUGCGAGCUUUAAGAGGAUUAGUGAAAAUACAAGCUCAAGUAAGGGGUCACCUGGUAAGAAAACAAAUGGCUGCCGUGUUAAGGUCCCUUGGUGCUGUAAUGGCAAUUCAAGUUAGAGCUCGGGUUCAGCGAGUCCAAAUGGCAGAUGAAACAAGAAAAACUUUCAAGGAAUCAGCUUUGGACAACCAGUGCAGGAAUGGAUUCCGGGAAGAGACGACUGAGAAUAUACAGCAUAGAAGGGGAGCUUUGAUGAGCAGAAGUACACACAUAAAUCAUACUCUUGCUGGAAGAGUGGAACAUGGAUUUGGUACAUGUAUUUCUGGUCGAUCUUCGGGCUCAAAAAGGGAACAUCAACUUAAGACAUGUCCCAGUCCAUCAACAAUGUCACUUACAGAUGAGAGUUCAAUGACCUAUGAUGGGCAGUUAGAGGAGUUUUCUUUGGAUAUGGCACGACGAAGUUCGAGACGGUACCCUGCUUGGUCUAAAUCUGAGUACAGAAAGACACCUUUUGAUGAUCCUCCUCUUCAACAGCUCUCAGAUUUCAUGCCUACUGACUCCCAAUUUGUACCAAAUUAUAUGUCAAACACAAAAUCAUCAAAAGCAAAAUCUAGGUCACAUAGCGAACCAAAACAACGUCCCAAAUGGGAAAAAAAACCAAAAAGCAGCAGACGAGGAUUGUCAAUGGAUGGGAAGAAUGACAAAGAGAACUUAUACCCUUGGUUAAUCAAGCUUUACGGAUCUGACAAAUUUAGAAAUGAGAGGGAUUGUGAUUCCAUAAGUACAAUGACCAGUAAUUCUGACCAUAGACGGUCACUAAUCACAUUUGAACCUCCUGUGAAUUUGUACUAA
Molecule: messenger RNA, 1230 nt
Organism: Fraxinus pennsylvanica
Lineage: Eukaryota; Viridiplantae; Streptophyta; Magnoliopsida; Lamiales; Oleaceae
Source: the annotation of a GenBank genome assembly